Nycticebus coucang (slow loris) is the source of this 7072-nucleotide messenger RNA. RefSeq names its product actin binding LIM protein 1 (gene ABLIM1). Gene Ontology annotation, cellular component: actin cytoskeleton; stress fiber. The coding region runs from base 1 to 2337 and encodes 778 amino acids. Lineage: Eukaryota; Metazoa; Chordata; Mammalia; Primates; Lorisidae. Gene Ontology annotation, molecular function: actin filament binding. The transcript has 23 exons. The record is from RefSeq and is a predicted model, not a curated record. Gene Ontology annotation, biological process: lamellipodium assembly; cytoskeleton organization; cilium assembly.
AUGCCUGCCUUCCUUGGUUUGAAGUGUCUGGGGAAAUUGUGCAACUCUGAGAAAAGCAAAGUCAUCUCAACGAAAAGAACAAGUGCCCGGGUCUCAUCCAGAAGGAAACUGAUUGUUGAAGACCUGAGUGUCCCUGGGACCUCCAUCCCCCGUCACAGACGUGCCACCAUCACCCACUUGUUGUACCUACAUCCUGAGGGCUACUGCCCACAUGGGCACAUGUGCAACAGCUUUGAUCCUUUGGUGGCCCACCCUCAGGACCCUCACCACCCCCCGGAGAAGCCUGUCAUUCACUGCCAUAAAUGUGGGGAGCCCUGCAAGGGUGAAGUGCUUCGGGUCCAGACCAAACAUUUCCACAUCAAAUGUUUCACUUGCAAAGUGUGUGGCUGCGACCUGGCACAAGGGGGCUUCUUCAUAAAGAAUGGAGAGUAUCUCUGUACCCUGGACUACCAGCGGAUGUACGGGACACGCUGCCAUGGCUGUGGGGAGUUCGUGGAGGGCGAGGUGGUGACUGCUCUGGGCAAGACCUACCACCCCAACUGCUUUGCCUGUACCAUCUGCAAGCGCCCAUUUCCACCGGGAGACCGCGUCACAUUCAAUGGGAGAGACUGCCUUUGUCAACUCUGUGCACAGCCCAUGUCAUCCAGUCCUAAAGAAGCCACCUGCUCCAGCAACUGUGCUGGCUGUGGACGAGACAUCAAGAAUGGACAGGCGCUGCUGGCACUGGACAAGCAGUGGCACUUAGGGUGCUUUAAAUGCAAGUCCUGCGGAAAGGUCCUCACCGGGGAGUACAUCAGCAAGGACGGCGCCCCGUACUGUGAAAAGGACUACCAGGGACUCUUUGGGGUGAAGUGCGAAGCCUGUCAGCAAUUUAUCACGGGGAAGGUCCUGGAGGCAGGUGACAAACAUUACCACCCCAGCUGUGCACGAUGCAGCAGAUGCAACCAGAUGUUCACAGAAGGAGAGGAAAUGUAUCUUCAAGGUUCCACCGUCUGGCACCCCAACUGUAAGCAAUCUACCAAGACAGAGGAAAAGCUGCGGCCUACCAGGACUUCCUCCGAGAGUAUUUAUUCUAGACCAGGCUCCAGUAUCCCUGGCUCACCAGGUCAUACCAUCUAUGCAAAAGUAGACAAUGAAAUCUUGGAUUACAAGGAUUUAGCAGCCAUUCCCAAGGUCAAGGCAAUUUAUGAUAUUGAACGUCCAGAUCUUAUUACCUAUGAGCACUUCUACACUUCGGGCUAUGAGGACAAACAGGAGAGACAAAGCCUUGGAGAGUCUCCAAGGACUUUGUCCCCUACUCCAUCAGCAGAAGGAUACCAAGAUGUUCGGGAUCGGAUGAUCCACCGGUCCACGAGCCAGGGCUCCAUCAACUCCCCCGUCUAUAGCCGCCACAGUUACACUCCGACCACGUCACGCUCUCCCCAGCAUUUCCACAGACCUGGCAAUGAGCCGUCCAGCGGCCGGAACUCCCCUCUCCCUUACCGGCCAGACAGCCGCCCUCUAACUCCAACUUACGCUCAGGCCCCUAAACAUUUCCAUGUUCCAGAUCAAGGGAUCAACAUUUACCGAAAACCACCCAUCUACAAACAGCAUGAUGCAGCUGCCUUGGCAGCCCAGAGCAAGUCCUCAGAAGAUAUCAUCAAGUUUUCCAAGUUCCCAGCAGCCCAGGCUCCAGACCCCAGUGAGACACCAAAGACUGAGACGGACCACUGGCUUGGUCCCCCCUCACUUGCCGGCGUAGGAACUGACAUGCGACGCAGAUCCAGUGGCAGAGAGGAAGAUGAUGAGGAGCUUCUGAGACGCCGGCAGCUUCAAGAAGAGCAACUAAUGAAGCUUAACUCUGGCCUGGGGCAGUUGAUAUUGAAAGAAGAGAUGGAGAGCCGGGAAAGGUCAUCGCUGUCAGCCAGUCGCUAUGAUUCUCCCAUCCACUCAGCUUCACAUAUCCCAUCAUCUAAAACCUCAUCUCUCCCUGGCUAUGGAAAAAAUGGGCUUCACCGGCCUGUUUCUACAGACUUUGCUCAGUAUAACAGCUAUGGUGAUGUCAGCGGGGGAGUGCGAGACUACCAGACACUCCCAGAUGGCCACAUGCCUGCGAUGAGAAUGGACCGAGGGGUGUCCAUGCCGAACAUGCUGGAACCAAAGAUAUUUCCAUACGAAAUGCUCAUGGUGACCAACAGAGGGCGCAACAAAAUCCUAAGAGACGUGGACAGAACCAGGCUGGAGCGCCACUUAGCCCCUGAAGUGUUUCGGGACAUCUUCGGAAUGUCCAUACAGGAGUUUGACAAGUUACCUCUCUGGAGACGCAACGACAUGAAGAAAAAAGCAAAACUCUUCUAACUCCCACGUGUGAAUGGCAAUUAGACAAAGGACUGACGGUGGCGGGGACACAUAGGAUGUGGUACCAAGGCCCCAGCUUGAUUGGAGGAUUUGCAAAGGACUGUCCCUCAGCAACACCAGAAAGGGAAAGUCCGGUCAAAACACCCAUGAGUCGAAUGUUGGGCCAACCAACAGCAACGCUUGCCAAGAGGCAAUGGGGUAGAAAUUUCUAUGUUCCCAAACUCUGCAGUGGUGUCCCCAUGUCACCCUUUACAUUACUUCAUGUGCACAACAGGAGCUACGUUUCUUCCUCCUUUUUCUCUUUUACGUUGUCCAACAGUAGUAACGAUUAUCUGGAUAAGCCAGCAAGUGCCCUUAGGAUGCCGCAUGGGAAUAAUCAGUGGUAAUAAUUCCAAAGUCUGAAUAUAUUUAUUAUACAGCACUGUGGCUGAGAAGGAAGCGGCUGAGGGAUGUACCCAUGUGGUAGCAGCGAUUUAGCACCCACCUUUCCUAACUGGCCUCACUCAGCUCUGCCUGUGUUCUGGCAGGAGUGGAAGUCCCUCUGGGAACCAGGCAGCUCUGUUUGAAUGAGCUGAAUGUCAGCAAAAAUAAUUGUUAAUAAGCUCCUGUUCUCUACUGUUUGCUGUGACCUCGUUGGCAAAUUGCUCAGCUAUUAUUUUUAGUUGCUUAAAGAGAAGGAAAAAGAAUGAAACAUAAUCCUCCCUCACCUCUUUCUGCUUCGGAGAGCUUGAUUCUUGUUCUCCACCCAGGACAGGAGUUAUCUUGGGCUCCACUUUUGCAAAAAAAAGGAAAGACAAAAAUUGUCUCCUGAUCGGCCCCAUUGCAUGCUGUCGGUGAUUUUGCCCAGAAGCCAUACCACUCUUGGCCAAAAAAAAAAAAGGUUCCAUGUCCUACUGAUGCUCCUCCCUCUGCCCUGUCUGCCAUCCUAUGAAUCAGAUCAAGCCCUCACUGAUUUUGCUUUUUAAGGUUUUAUCAGUAAUAGACUAAGGAAAGAUACCUUUUUCUCUGUGAAAUCUCUGCAUCUCCAAAGUUGACUCCCUCCAGUGGAAUCAAUCUGGCCUUUCCAGGGUCCCUUCUUGCCCAGCACUGUUGGCUUCAUGGGGAGCGGGCAUGUGUGUGUGCAACUCACCCAGGGUAGCUCCGUGAGUCUGCACGGGCUUUUUAAUUUCUGCUCGAAGUUUGUCCCAUUGUGCUGAAGCUUCUAAGAGACAUUUGCACAAGCACGCAUGGCUCAAAAUAUCAAGAGUGAUGCAAAACUGUGCCCCCAACCCCGCCUCCUUCAUGGAAGGGUGUUGGCACUUAGAAGCCGCAUGCUGAUGUAGCCCAUGGCAGGGUCAGACUGAAGACCGCAGGGGGAAGACCAGGCUGCGUGUGGCAGCCAGGCCAUCUGGCCAGAGCCCUCAGUCUACAAAACCACCUUCCAUUUUGAGCUGAGGGAUUCACCAACAUAUGCAUAAAACCUCAUCAUGAUUCCUGAUAUGAGUGAGUGAGAGUUUCUCCAACUUCACACACACACACACACGAAGUCAAGUCCCAUCUAUUCUCAUGCUUUGAGGCUCUGCUUAAAAUUUAAGUUCUGUUUUAAAGCCAAAGAAGAAAGCAUUUGAAUUCUCCGUUUUCCACAGCGAACAAAAGCUCAGAAAUUCUUGCUGUCACCAGGGCUGGCUGUCUCUCUGAUACCAGCGGUCAAAAGCAAGGGUAGUUUCUGAGCCCGUGUUGCAGACCCCUGGCUUGUGCCCUGCCCCUGUCUGGGGUGUUCUGGACAUUACAUGGUAUUCUCCGGGGCUGGGACUGAAGGAAUCUCAGUUUGCCUGCCUUCUCACUGCUGUGCUCUGAAUGUAUGCGGAACACUCUCACAAAGAUGUACACACGUGUGUGUGUCUACUAACACCCUUAGCAAAUGGCUCUGACGGGGUGGCCUGAGCAGACGGGACCAGCUCCUGCCUGGCCACACUGCUCUCUGCAGUCACACCCCUGCAUGUGUGAGUCGCCUGUUUGAUUCUGCAUUUGUCCUGCCCUGUCUGCACCCACAGCUUCAUAACACUGCCUGGGUGUCCUCGUCCCUGCUUCGCUCUGGCAGAGUGCAGGGGUGGGAAGGAUGUUGCAUUCCCAGUGUUUCUCGACCCCAGUGGACAACAGUGGUGGCCAAAGAGGGGCCCAGCCCUCAGCUGGUGGAGAGAUUUUUUUUUCCUCUGUGGGGACGAUACAGGACUGCCCAUGUUUCACGCUGGUUUCUGAGUUAACCUACAGGCACAUGUGGAUCAAACACCAGUUUGUUGGGGAAACACGGGCAUAAACAGUUGGUUUUUCUAAAAUUGCUAUCUCUUCGGCCUCCAUAAAGAAGACAUGGCUCUGUCCUAGAAUUAGGACGUUAGACUGAAAAAAGAGGCCGCCUCCUUAUGUUACAGAGACCCAGAGUGAAGGGGCCUGCCUCAGAUUGCAAUGACAGUUAAAGAACUGAACCCUAAACCUGCCCGACUGAUGACACCCUGCUUCCUUGUAUCUUUUGAACUCCGUUCUACAUCCAACUUGAGGAGGAAAAAACAAUUUUCUUUCCAUAUCAUGUAUUAUGUUAGUUCAUUUAAACUAUUCCAUGUAGAAAUGCACUGCUGGGCAACAGCAGUGGCUCCUGUCUGUAAGCAGAGCCGUGCUGUGCUCAGGAAGGGCUCGUGAACACACACAGCAGAGUAGCCCCCCUCAGCAGAGGGCCCCAGCUGGAAGGAGGGGCUCACGGGACGCCUGGUUCUCCUAAUUGCCAAAUCUCUGACGUAUGGGCUCAGAGGAUCUAGCCAUUUUGUUAAACUAGGCUUAGCGUGCUUUUUCUCAAAACGUCCAGGCCACAAUUCAGGAGAGGGAUAUUCUCUGCUUUAACCCUGCCCUGUUCUACGCAUGGAAAUUCUAGUUGUUUGUACACUCAAAUUAAUGGAGCUCAUUCACCCCAGGAAAGGAGUCGUUCCCGGGGCAGUCUUCCCUGCUGCACACAUAAAGGGCUACGUUUCUAACCAUUUGACUGACUUGGGACUCCGAGCGUGUUCUGAUGGCAUGACUCUGCAAAUUUUAAGUGCUUCCCUUAAAAUUUCUUCAAGAAAAAUCCAGGCUAUCCUGAAGUCUUUCUGUGUGACUUAUAUUAGGAGAUAGGAAGAGCGUCUGGAAGCUCGUGCAGCCAGCUACACAUCUGCAUUUUGGUUUGGUAUUAGUUUGAAAUGUUCUUAAUGUGACUUCUUCAAUAACUGAACACAAACUGCCUGUUUUCUGAAACCUCAGAAGAACUAGACUGAAUAGGUCAAAAAAGAAAAAAAAGAGAGGGUCCUUCUCUAUCCAUCGUGUCUUCUAGUUGUCUUCCAUCACCUGCCCCCUCAAUUCUGUCUUUGCCAAGCUGAGUUUCUUCCGAGGCAGAGGCUAGAGCAUUUCUCUUGUUCAGCUGUCAUCACUCCAUCCCAAUCUGAUCUGUCAAUCAGCUCUACCUGGGAGAAGUCUACCUGGUAAUCUUUCUAAAACUUUCACUGAAUUUCUUUACACUUGGAAGCAAACAUCUUUUUCUAAGAAUUGCUUCUCAGAUGAUUAUAUAAAAUGUACAUGCUUUUGCAAGUUUGAAAAAUUAGAAUUAACCAUUUUUGACUAGGUAAGUCUUUCUAAAAACAAAGUAAAUCUGGUGUUACUGUCCUCUGGCACGUUGUGGGGACAGGUGACCACUCCGGGUUGUGUUUUCACAGCCCUUUCUCUGUCCUGCAAAACAGUGGAAGGAACGGAACUGUCUCUUCCACCCCUCUAUGUCCUCUGAAGCAAGCUCAGUUUUUAUGAAAUCACCCCUUCUGUAUUUCUGUUGGCUAAUUAAUCUGUCUCUCCUCUGCCAGCCUUGAUUUUGUUUGAUUUUUAAAAUUCUUUUGAUGAACAAGGUGUUUGUCGAUAGGCCUAAAACUGGCUCUUUCGUGCUUGUUUUCUGGGUAGAAGAACUUUUCUAUCCAGCAAAAGAGACAAUUUGGGCCUUGAGAUAAAUGAUGCCAACUUACAGUGAUGAUAUGCAGUCAAAGAAUUUGCGCAAAUACAUCGAGCUAGGAAAAGACUUUGGCAUUUUGUUUUUAAAGAAAAAAAAAGGUCACUAUCUUUAUUUUUCCAUUUGCUGCCCAGGAGGCCAUAGGAGAUGGUGACAGCUACGCUUUACAUAUGGACUGCUAUGUUUUUAUUUCAGCAAGUUUAAUUUACAGCAAACCCCAAAAGAAAAGGGGAGGCGAUCAGUUUCAGCUGAGAGAAACUUUCUAAACGAUGCACAUGUAUAUCGCAACAUUAAACAAAUUCAACGUUUUCUGAAGCUUAGUGUAACUGAGUGGGGGUUGUUAUCAUUAAAUAAAAUUCUUCCCCAAAGAGUCUCCCAAGAGUGAAGUUGCUGUGAGUCACUUCGCAAGCCCCUUGCUGAGAGGUGGAGGCAGACAGCCCCAGGCAGACGCCCAUUCGGAAAGAUGCGAGGCGCUCACUGAUCCUGUCUGUGUCUGCCAGUGCACCUUUACCUUCUGGAAGAGGAAACCACUGUGCACAAAACUUACGUUCCUUUUGGGUUUUAUGUUUAAACGUGCACUUUCUAUGAAUGACAGGUCUGCACUGAGGCUCUCUCAGCUCUUUCAUUUGAAGUUGAGUUUAUGGAAUUCUUUUUUUUUUUUUAAAUGUCAGAAGGCGUACAGCUCUUCCUACCCUCCCUCCCCUUUCAGAAAUAUGAAAGCAAAUAUUUAGAAGAAUUCCC